Messenger RNA from Nerophis ophidion (straightnose pipefish), 5931 nucleotides. It is a transcript of the gene ccdc85b, whose product is annotated as coiled-coil domain containing 85B. Gene Ontology annotation, cellular component: nucleus. The transcript has a single exon. The record is from RefSeq and is a predicted model, not a curated record. Gene Ontology annotation, biological process: negative regulation of DNA-templated transcription. The coding region runs from base 532 to 1134 and encodes 200 amino acids. NCBI's taxonomy places the organism in Eukaryota, Metazoa, Chordata, Actinopteri, Syngnathiformes, Syngnathidae.
GCCGUUAGCCACAAGCAGAGCCACAACCGUGAAAGUGGCGGAGGCGGACAUUGUUGUGCGGACCUUUCCAGCCCGGCGGUGAGCGCAAAUCCUGCAAUGAAGCUGGCUAUUUUUUACAGUUUGUUUUUACACGCCUGGUCGUGAGAAUCCACUGCUUUCUCCACCCCGCCCGCCCCCCCCUUACGGACCUGGGGGAGUUCAUUGAGCCGAGGCGAGCGGAGGACAAUCGGUAAAAAAAAAAAAAAAAACACAUCAUCACAGCCUAGUGGAUUAAAAAAAGACGGACUGAGGGAUGUUUGGUUUAUUGCAAGCUGCUCUUUUCUAAAGACGUUUUGAAAAAAAAAAAAAAAAAGGCACAAUCCCCGUGGAGGCCUGGAGAAAGAAGGUUGCAUUUUGGGCAUGCAUUGGAGGAGCAUCCCGGGUUGUAGAUCUUCUUCUAUCCGAGUGUGAUGUUAGCACCCGGAUGACGGUGUUGAGCUCCUGAACCGCCUUUCCGUCCUCAGGAACCCCCCCGAGCCCUUCCAAGAGAAGAUGAGCACCGAAAGUGAGCUCCCCAACCGGGAGCUGUCGAAGAUGUCCGACCAGGACCUGUUGGCGUGCACCAAAGAGGAGCUCCUGAGCCGCCUGCGCAAGGAGGAGUCGGAGAAGAUCUCGGCCCUCAUCCAGCGCGGGCGGCUCAUCAAGGAGGUGAACAAGCAGCUGCAGGGCCACCUCCUGGAGAUCCGGGAGCUGAAAGUCAUCAACCAGCGUCUGCAGGAGGAGAACGUGGAGCUGAGGGACCUGUGCUGCUUCCUGGACGACGACCGGCUGAAGGUGAAGAAGCUGUCGCGGGAGUGGCAGCUGUUCGGCCACCACGCCGCCAAGGUGAUGCGCGAGGACCUGGGCGGCUACCUGAAGAAGCUGGCCGAGCUGGAGCGCCUGCAGGACGGCCUGGUGAAGGAGAACCUGGACCUGAAGGAGCUGUGCCUGGUGCUGGAGGAGGAGUGCGUCAGCCGGGGCGACUCCAGCCCCGGCGGCUCCACCGAGCUGGCCCUGCCCUGCAUGGUGGCCCGGGACCUGGGGGACGGGAGCUCCAGCACGGGCAGCGUGGGAAGUCCGGACCAGCUCCACCUGGUGUGCUCGCCCGACGACUGACGGCGGUCCCCGCGGGGGAAGGGGCUUAAACUCGCACGCCGAGGGCUAGACGGCUUUGUCAUUUCCAAUCGAGCCUUUUUGAACGCUGACAUUUCAUAGAUGUUUGCCACUUCUAGGGCAAUUUUACAGUUUUUUCUAACGACUUCAAUUCUCCUUUUUCAGUGGUUUGUUGUUGAAAGAAAAGUGGGUGACCUGAAAUAUUUCAUGCACUGGACGAGCCUACACUGGUAGAAAAAAGCCUUUUCUUCUCUUGCACUGGACGCUGAUCUUCAAAUCCAAGAUGGAUUUCAAUCCGUUUUUUUCGAGCCAUAUUCAGUCCGUGGAAUCCCGAUGGCACUGAAAUAAGACGGUCUUUGUUAUCCAAGGUCCCGACAAUGUGUAAUAUUUUCUGCCUCAGGAUAGGACAUGCAUGGCGGUCCUUUUGUCAACCCUUCAGGUUUACAGCAGGUACCAGCUUGCGCCAAGACCCGAUAACAGAUGUCUUUGGACCUCACUCAGAACUGACGGUUUGACACUUUUUAGAAAACCAACAACUGGAAGGUAUUUGUAUCAAACUGGAUGGUUUUUAUUCACUUCUAUUCAUUUUUACUUUGUUGCUAUUGACGUUCCCUAAGUUGUUGACGUUCCCUAAGUCGGGCUGCGUUCACGCUGGUCCUGUUUUGCUGCUAUGGUCCAAUUGCAAGGAAAUUCUGGUGCGGUUCACGUGAGCUCAAAUGUGGACCAAAGUCUCUAAAGCUUAAAACUGUUAGAAAAAAGCUAUGAUUUAUUUUGUUUUGCUUCGUUUAGUCCAGGGGUCCUCAAACCUUUUGACUCGGGUGCCGGAUUGGGUUAAAAAAAAAUGUGGCUAAGUAGCGUAGCGCACGUUGUGUAAACAAUGCACAGCGAGGCACAACACACGGCAAGCUAGCAGCGACCCGGCUUCGAUAAACUGACCAUACCUCCUCUUUUCAGCGGGUAUGUCCUCCUUUGCGGGGCUGUCCGGGUGGUGUUUCUUUAAUGCCGCAAAUGUCCGGCAUUUAAAGUUAGGGUUGCGUGUGUUGACAAUGUAUGGACAGGGUUAAGACGGGGUUAAGAACAAAACAAAUUGUGCUGCAGCAGGAUUCGGGAGGGAGGGGCAGGGACAGAGAGAGUGAGACAGUUAUGAUAAACGCGCAUGUGUCGCCAGGUUCUGCUUUUUAUCCAUAGAUUUAUCAGAUUUUAUUUUUUAUUAUCUACAGCAGGGGUGUCAAAAGUGUGCCCCGAAGGCCAUUUGCGGCCCACAGCUAAUGUUUUAAAGGCCCACGGCACAUUCUAAAAAUACUAUUAAAAUAAACAAAAACAUAACAAAAAUGAAAUAAAAAAGUUAAAUGUAAUUUACGAAAAGUUGCAAUGUUGACUAAUAAAACAAAGCUGUUUUUUUUUUCUUUCAAACUGUCAUUGCUCAAAACAUAAUAUUGAAUCAAAAUCAAUGUUGUUAUGAAUUAUUGACCUAUCCAAGGUUCCCAUUACUUCACAUCAAAUAUUCCACUUAGAAAUACAUUUUUGGUGGAAGAUUUUGAAAAUUUGGUAAAUAAAUAACCCAAAAAUUGAUAUUUUGUUGUUUUUUUACUGUACCGAAAAUGAACCGAACCGUGACUUCUGAACCGAGGUAUGUACCGAACCGAAAUUUUUGUGCACCGUCCUAAUAGAUAUAUAUAUACACACACACACACACAGCCCAUAUAUACAUAUAUUUGUAUAUAUGUGUAUAUAUACAUUUGUAUAUGUGUAUGUAUGUAUAUAUAUAUAUAUAUAUAUAUAUAUAUAUUUGUAUUUAUGUAUAUAUACAUAUGUAUGUAUGUAUAUAUAUAUGUGUGUAUAUAUAUAUAUAUGUAUGUAUAUAUGUGUUGGCCCUGCGAUAUUGUGGCAAUUUGUCCAGGGUGUACCCCGCCUUCCGCCCGAUUGUAGCUGAGAUAGGCAUCUAAUCAAUCAAAAACCAGCGCUCCCUACGACCUGGAAAGAGUAUAAAGGGUAGAAAAUGAAUGGAUGGAUGGAUGGAUAUACUGUAUAUAUGUGUGUAUAGUAUAUAUGUGUGUGUAUAUAUACAUACAUGUAUGUAUAUAUACAUAUAUAUAUUUUAUCGAAAUAUUCAAUUCAAUGUUUAAAUUAUCAAAUGUUAAUGUAAGACAACACCGCUCUUUAGAAAUAUUUUUACACGCUUUUGGGGAAAUAUAUGCCAUUAAAGUGACAUCAUUCCUAGUCACCCCACAAAUUCAAUUCAAUUAAGUAUUAAGUAUUUCUUCAAAAGUAGCUUUUAGAGGCUUUUUGGUGAACAUUCGCAGAAAAAUAUAGCGGAAUGGUAAAAUGUAACUCACGUAUUUAAUUCCAUAUAUGAAUGAUUGAACGGGAGACAACACUGCUCUUUAGAAAUAUAUUUUGUAAAUUUUUGGGGAAAAUAACUGGCAAAAAUAGCAGAAUUCGAAAAAAUGACACAUAUUCAAUCCAAUAUUCAAGCAUUCCAAUGGGAACGUGUGAGAAAACUCCACUCUUCAAAAUAGUAUUUUAGAAGCUCUUAGGGGAAUACAAAGAUCUGAAUACAAACAUGACCUAAGUAGUGUUGUACGGUAUAGUGUAGUAUAGUACCGCGAUUCUAAUUAAUCAUAUUCGGUACUAUCCAUCCAUCCAUCCAUUUUCUACCGCUUAUUCCCUUGUGGGGUCGCUGGCGCCUAUCUCAGCUACAAUCGGGCGGAAGGCGGGGUACACCCUGGACAAGUCGCCACCUCAUCGCAGGGCCAACACAGAUAGACAGACAACAUUCACACUCACAUUCACACACUAGGGCCAAUUUAGUGUUGCCAAUCAACCUAUCCCCAGGUGCAUGUCUUUGGAAGUGGGAGGAAGCCGGAGUACCCGGAGGGAACCCACGCAUUCACGGGGAGAACAUGCAAAGUCCACACAGAAAGAUCCCGAGCCUGGAUUUGAACCCAGGACUGCAGGAGCUUCGUAUUGUGAGGCAGACGCACUAACCCCUCUGCCACCGUGAAGCCCUAUAUUCGGUACUAUACCCCCUCUAAAAAGUACAGAGGAGGUACUUUGAGGACUUUGAAUGUGACCAAUGUAUGAUCCUGUAACUACUUGGUAUCGCAUCGAUACCUAAAUGUGUGGUAUCAUCCAAAACUAAUGUAAAGUAUCAAAAAAGAGAAGAAUAAGUGAUUAUUACAUUUUAACAGAAGUGUCGAAAAAGGAAAAUAAGCAGAUAAUAACAGUAGAUGAACAAGUAGAUUAAUAAUCAAUAUUUACAGCUUGUGUACAAAAUAAUAGGUAGAUAAAUGACAAUAUUUUACUGCAUACGUCAGCAGACUGAUUACGAGUCUUUGUUUGUUUACUUACUACUAAAAGACAAACAGUCUGGUAUGUUCACUAUUUUAUUUAAAUGUGACCGAGUUUGCACACGGGGUUACACACUCCCUUGAACAACCAGCAGAGGGCACUGCAGCCAGAGCGGUCUGGGUCACAGACAUGGUCAGACACUGGCGAGCCAAUCAGGGGCACACUAGGGAGGGUCAUAUAGAUCACUGGUCCCCAACCUUUUUGUAUCUGCGACCAGUCAACGCUUAAUAAUUUGUCCCGCGGCCCGGGGGGGGGGGUGUCCUUUUUUUUCUUUUUUUUUUUUCUUUGUCAUAAAAAAGGGACGUUUUUGUCAUGAAAAAGGGAGGUUUUGUGGUUUUUACACUAAUUGAAAGUGUAUAUUUGGUUUUUUAUGUUGAUUUAAUGGGAAAAAAAAAACAUUUUUUAUAAAAAAAUUAUUCUGCGGCCCGGUACCAAUCGGGCCGCGGCCCGCUACCGGGCUGCGGCCCGGUGGUUGGGGACCACUGAUAUAGAUCACUGGUCCCCAACCACCGGGCUCGAUUGGUACCGGGCCGCAGAAUAAUUUUUUAUUCAUUUUUUAUUUUUUCAUUAAAUCAACAUAAAAAAACACAGGAUACACUUACAAUUAGUGCACUAACCCCAAAAAAACUCCCUUUUUCAUGACAAAAAAAAAAAAGAAUCCCCCCCAAGUUGUGGACUACUGAUAUAGAUGGAUUAAAUGAAUGGAUAAGUAAUAACUAGUAUUGAUAACUGUUUCAGGUGUGUGAUGCUAAAAAAAUAUCGAUGUAAUCAUAGUAGUAUUGACUAGAUACGCUCCCGGGGACGGCGUGGUGCGGUUAGGUGAGUGGCCGUGCCAGCAACCUGAGAUUUCCUGGUUUGAUCCCCACCUUCAACCAAUCUGGUCAUAUCUGUUAUGUCCUUGGGAAAGACACUUCACCCUUGCUCCUGAUGGGUCAUGGUUAGGGCCAUCAGUGUGGAAAUAGUGUCAAAGUGCUUUGAGUACCUUGAAGGUAGAAAAGCGCUAUACAAGUAUAACCCAUUUAGCAUUUAUUUAAGGACUAAAUUGCAAUAGUAAACAUAUAUUUAAUGAACGCUAAGAAUUUUUUGUUAAAAUGAAACAAAAAAUGCAUUUUUUUUACCACUAGACCUACGUUCAGUCGCGCAGCCUUUGGUCCCAGGACAGAAAUAAACCAGCGUAGUGAACCGCACCAACAUGUGCACCGUGUAGUUUAAAAAAAAUAAACAAAUAAAAUGUUGGGGUGCAGAACCAGGAGUGUGAACGCAGCCCAGGUUGUUUUUCUUCACUGUAUGCUUUGUAUUUAAGCUGUAACAUUAAGGAUGGUUUGACCUUUGACCCUACUUGGUUUCUAUGUAAGGACUGGCAUUAAGAAGUAACCUUUGAGUUGACAUCAGGAGAGGAUCUAGCAGGCUGUAGUGUGUGAAUAAACACAACAGUGCGAUGACACACUU